GCCCGCACGACGAGCUCCGUUCCGAGCCGACUGGCCGCGGGGCCCACGUCACGAGGAGGAAACGCAGUCGGCAGCCAGCGCGACUCGUGGUCACGGGACAAGGCCGCCGCAACAACCGCGCGGGAGGCAACGCGGGCGCGAGGACAUUCGACUGCUCGUCGCCGUGCCGUCAGGACGUCCCGUGAAAUACGCCCAGGAGAUCUGCCCAGAGGAUCCAGAAUGUACCACUACCUGAGCAUCGCGGCCCUGACCCUGGCCCUCGUGGCGCUGGUGUGCACGGCUCCAGCCGAAGAACAGAAGGCCCCGAGUCCGUCGGGAGGACUGGGAGGACUAGGAGGACUAGGAGGCGGCGACUUCACCGAGACGCUGAGGAACUUCGGCGGCCAGGCGCAGAAGGUAGCCGAGGACGUCCCGGAGAACUUGAAGAACGCCGCCGGCCAGUUCCAGACCUGGGCUCAGGGAGCCGGGGACACGGUGUCUAAGACCGCUACGGACGUCUUCGGACGUUUCAGUGGCUUCUUCAAUCCGUCCGCCAACAAGAACAAGAAGACCAGUGACGACGCCGACGCCGACGCCUGAGCAUCUUAUACCGGCGCCCCUUCCUGCGAGCCUUGCGCGAGGUGCUCAUAUAGCCGCCUCCUACAUGCCCGCGGUUUCAGGUGCCUCUCGGUCUUCCGGAGUUCAUUGUCCUCAGCCUAUUCGAAGAUAUGCAUCGACAAACAUGAAACUUGGUUCGGAAAGUUGCGGCACCCUGGCCUGUCAGCAUGCUCUGUCACACGAUGUUGCAAAGUGUACUUCUGAACCACACGUGUGCUCGUCUGCGUUGCGCAUAUUUCGUUGGGAGUCUCAUUGGACCGUUGGCUGCUUCGUAACUCGCGUGUCCACGCAUGCUAUCUGGUGAAAUCGAACAAAACUGAAAGACCAAUAAAAAUGCGUUGGCCCCGUA
Molecule: messenger RNA, 946 nt
Organism: Ixodes scapularis (black-legged tick)
Lineage: Eukaryota; Metazoa; Arthropoda; Arachnida; Ixodida; Ixodidae
Exons: 3
Coding region: 220-579 (119 amino acids)
Source: RefSeq, a predicted model, not a curated record